Zymoseptoria tritici IPO323 is the source of this 1052-nucleotide messenger RNA. RefSeq lists its product as uncharacterized. Gene Ontology annotation, biological process: mRNA splicing, via spliceosome. Gene Ontology annotation, cellular component: U2 snRNP; catalytic step 2 spliceosome; precatalytic spliceosome. The transcript has 3 exons. Gene Ontology annotation, molecular function: RNA binding. The coding region runs from base 63 to 1052 and encodes 329 amino acids. NCBI's taxonomy places the organism in Eukaryota, Fungi, Ascomycota, Dothideomycetes, Mycosphaerellales, Mycosphaerellaceae. The record is from RefSeq and is a predicted model, not a curated record.
GCAUCCUUUCUCCGCAUCGACGACCCUCCGGAACCACUCACUCUGCGCGCUCUGCUGCCACGAUGCAGUCGAUCCGUCAAAUCGAGCGACUGAACCAGACCGAGCUCGAAAAAGUCAUCCCAUCGAACGCUUCCUGGCAUACGGAUUAUCGCGACACUGCGUACCUUUACAUCGGUGGCCUACCUUUCGAGCUUAGCGAGGGCGACAUCUUGACAAUCUUCAGUCAAUAUGGCAAUCCAGUACACAUCAAUUUGGUCCGCGACAAGGAGACUGGAAAGAGUCGAGGGUUCUGCUUCUUGAAAUAUGAAGACCAGCGCAGCUGUGACCUGGCCGUGGACAAUCUCAGUGGAGCCGGCGUGAUGGGCAAGGUGCUCAGUGUAGAUCAUACGAGGUACAAGAAGAAGGAGGGAGAAGUGGAGGGCAUUGGCGAUGAGGAGGCUGACGAGGUCGACGACACGGACAAGGAGGGCGACGACCGCAGAAAGAGAAGGCGCACGGCAAGCAUUAGCGAAAGUGAGGAGGAGCGUCCGCUGAUCAAAGAGGAGAUUGAGCUUGCCAAGCUGAUCAAGAACAUCGAAGAGGACGAUCCGAUGAAAGAAUUCCUUGUCAAAGAGAAGCGCGCAGAGGUGGAGGAGGCGUUGAAGGCAGUCGUCAAGCACAAGUCGAAGGAAAAGGACCGGAGUCGAAAGCACAGACAUCACCACCGCUCUCGGAAGGAGGAUGGUGGCAAAGAGUCUCGCGAUAAGUCACGAGACCGUCACCGUUCAAGACGCGACAAGGAGCGCGGAGAAAUCCUAUGCUUUGUUGGUGCCAGCACAAGUGCGAUCGCGGCAGCGGCCUUCGAAUCCGUGUUGGCCGAAGCCGCGAGUAUCGACGGCGCAGUCGAUGCUGCCGUCUGCUCGAAGACAUUUGCAGACCCAACUGCAAGCCAAGCAGGACGUGAGGAGGACGGACAAGACGAUAAGAAGGUGGAUACGCAUGACUGCGAUUUACCGAGUGGUGCGGAGAUGUUUCUUGCUGGUGAUGCUUCUGUGAUCUCUGGUGCACGCUGA